AUGGAUAUCGAGUACUCUAUGGGUGACUUUGUCUUUCUUAAGGCAUCUCCGUGGAAAAAGGUUCUGCGGUUCGGAAGUAAAGAUCUGAAAAGGAUGGAUAUUGAGUACUCUAUGGGUGACUUUGUCUUUCUUAAGUACCGGUCUAAUCUAUCUUACGUUGUUUCUGUUGAUGAAAUCGAGGUUAGACAAGAUUUGACUUUUGAGGAGGAGCCGGUCCAGAUUUUGGAUCGUGAUGUAAAGAUUUUGAAGAGGAAGUCUAUUUCGUUAGUUAAAUUUCUAUUGCGAAAUCAUGACACUGAGGAAGCCAUGGGGGAACCUGAGGAUUCGACGCGAUUUGUAUAUGUGGAGGAAGUGUUCUAUGAGGCGACAUAUCGUCGAUAUAUUGGCAGCUUGUCUGCAUAA
This is a messenger RNA of Gossypium raimondii (Peruvian cotton), 402 nucleotides long. RefSeq lists its product as uncharacterized. The transcript has 4 exons. Bases 1 to 402 code for a protein of 133 amino acids. NCBI's taxonomy places the organism in Eukaryota, Viridiplantae, Streptophyta, Magnoliopsida, Malvales, Malvaceae. The record is from RefSeq and is a predicted model, not a curated record.